AUGAAAAUCUUCAGUUUAUUGUUCAGUAAUCUUAGAAAUAGACUAACAAAGAGAGCAUCAGUGGGAAGAAUGACCGAGGAACAUAAACUUAACGAAUAUGGAAUUAAUCUACAAGAAUCUAUCAAAAAAGGCCGUGAACUAUUUAAUAAUCUAGGACGACCAACUAGAGUUGUUGCACCCAUGGUCGAUGGAUCUGAGUUGGCUUGGAGAAUAAUAUCAAGAAAGUAUGGUGCUCAGCUGUGCUACUCACCAAUGCUACAUUCAAGGUUAUUCAGUGAAGAUAAAAAAUUUCGGGAUCAAUUCCUGUGUGAACAAGAUGGCCAGCCGGGACUCGAUCGUCCUUUAAUUAUCCAGUUUUGCGCAAAUGACCCAGAAGUCUUAUUGAAAGCAGCCAAAUAUGUUGUCGGGAAAUGCGAUGCCGUUGAUAUCAAUUUUGGAUGUCCACAAGGCAUUGCUAAAAAAGGCCAUUAUGGAUCCUUCUUAAUGGAGGAAUGGGAUUUAGUUGCAAGGUUAAUCAAUAAGCUGGCGGUUGAAUUAGGUGAACAAUUACCAGUUACUGCAAAAAUUAGAGUAUUUGAGGAUUGGUCAAAGUCUUUAGAUUAUGCCAAGAUGUGCCUUAAUGCAGGUGCGAAGUUUUUAACGGUUCAUGGCAGAACAAGGGAUAUGAAAGGCCAGAAGACAGGUUUGGCAAAUUGGGGGUUAGUUAAGUAUUUAAGAGAAAAUCUACCAGAAGGAACGGUUUUUAUCUCCAAUGGUAACAUUUUGUACCCCGAUGAUAUUGAGCGGUGUAUAAACGAAAUCAAAUGUGAUGCCGUGAUGAGUGCUGAAGCCAACCUUUGUAAUCCAGGAAUUUUCUGGACUAAGUCAGACGACAAAGAGAAAGUUUUUCCUAGAGUUGACAAGUUUAUGAGAGAGUAUUUCGAUAUUGUUAAAUCAUGCAAAGGUACGGAAUCCAAAAGAUGUAUGAAAACCCAUAUGUUUAAAGCGCUGAAGACAUUUUUACCGUAUCAUACUGAUAUACGUUCUGAGAUUGCUAGAUUAACCAAGAAUUCAACAUUUGAAGAAAUAGAGAAAGUCAUUAUCAUGAUUGAAGAAGUUGUAAAUGAAAUCUUCCAAAAGGAAGAUAUUGAGCAGUUAGAUGAAAUCAAGACUGGUGCUGUCCAACCAUGGGGUGGAAGAUAUAGAGAAGUUCCUUACUGGAGAUUGCAACCCUAUUUUAGGAAAGUUGAUGGUGUUGCAGGUAAGGAUUUAAUAAAGGAUGAAAUUGAAAGGAUAUCUCAGGAAAAUACGAAACAAUUUGAACUUGUUGAGAGUAGAAAGAGGAAAGCCGAAGAGCAUGAAAAUGAGCCUGUAGUCAAGUCCGCCAAAGUUUCUGUUUAA
Messenger RNA from Pichia kudriavzevii, 1380 nucleotides. RefSeq lists its product as uncharacterized. Lineage: Eukaryota; Fungi; Ascomycota; Pichiomycetes; Pichiales; Pichiaceae. Gene Ontology annotation, biological process: tRNA processing. The coding region runs from base 1 to 1380 and encodes 459 amino acids. Gene Ontology annotation, molecular function: tRNA dihydrouridine synthase activity; flavin adenine dinucleotide binding. The record is from RefSeq and is a predicted model, not a curated record. The transcript has a single exon.